Molecule: messenger RNA, 2312 nt
Organism: Nerophis ophidion (straightnose pipefish)
Lineage: Eukaryota; Metazoa; Chordata; Actinopteri; Syngnathiformes; Syngnathidae
Product: ras-related protein Rab-40C-like
Exons: 5
Coding region: 459-1409 (316 amino acids)
Biological process (GO): intracellular signal transduction; protein localization to plasma membrane
Cellular component (GO): endosome; synaptic vesicle; plasma membrane
Molecular function (GO): GTP binding; GTPase activity
Source: RefSeq, a predicted model, not a curated record
ACGUCACAAUAACGUGAGCACACCCGGAAGUUCCAACGGCGUCAACCAACUGCUCGACUUCCUUUAGCUGAGUGUUCCUCAAUAUUAGUGAUUGUCAAAUGUACAGCUUCUUUUUCCCUCAUUGUAAUUUGUACAUAUAUGAGUUAACUUUUGGAGCCUAUGCAUUAUAUAGCCUGAGCUUUUUAAAUGUUACACAAAGCGUACAUUCCGGCUGUUGCUAACGCGGCUAAAGCUAAGGUAGUGUUGACAUAACAGCAGGUUGACGUCGAGCUUCUUGUCGCCUGUUCAAUCAAACAUAACAAUUACAUUACAUUUAAUAAUUGUAACCCGCGUGAAUGAUUACAAAUGGGGCAGCAUUUGACUUGCAACAACAUAUAAAACCCAGUCAACUAGUUGUCUGCCUGCCACGACUGGCAUAAGAGUGGUGAGCUUACCGGGCUCCACUCCAAGCGGAGUCAAUGCGCGGGAUGAUGGGGAGCCAGAGCAGUCCUGUCAAGACUUACGACUAUCUUCUCAAGUUUCUUCUGGUGGGAGACAGCGAUGUUGGUAAGGGAGAGAUCUUGGACAGUUUGCAGGACGGCUCUGUGGAGUCCCCCUAUGCCUACAGCAGUGGAAUCGAUUAUAAGACAACAACAAUACUGCUGGAUGGAAAAAGAGUAAAACUGGAGUUAUGGGACACAUCAGGGCAGGGGAGAUUCUGCACCAUCUUCAGGUCUUACUCCCGAGGGGCACAAGUGAGGACGACAGAUCGUUUGGGGUGUUUUUCCAUCAAAUAUAUACUGUGUACUAAGACUUUCCUCCCACAGGGCAUUUUGCUAGUCUAUGACAUCACCAACAAUUGGUCAUUUGACGGCAUUGACCGCUGGAUCCGGGAAAUUGAUGAGCACGCCCCAGGUGUGCCCCGGAUCUUGGUUGGCAACAGACUUCACCUGGCUUUCAAGCGGCAGGUUCCAACGGAGCAAGCGAGGGCUUAUGCGGAGAAAAACAACAUGACGUUCUUUGAGGUCAGCCCGUUGUGCAACUUCAAUGUCAUCGAAUCGUUCACAGAACUCUCACGAAUUGUGCUCAUGAGGCACGGGAUGGAAAAAUUCUGGAGGCCCAACAAAGUUUUCAGCCUCCAAGAUCUGUGCUGCCGUUCAAUCGUCUCCUGCACGCCCGUGCACCUCAUCGACAAACUGCCUCUGCCCGUGUCCAUCAAAUCCCACCUCAAGUCUUUCUCCAUGGCCAACGGCAUGAACGCAGUCAUGAUGCACGGACGCUCCUACUCGGUGGCUCACAGCGCAGCGUCAUGCAGCAGUAACGGGGGAAGCAAGGUCAGCAGUAUCAAACGCUCAAAGUCCUUCAGGCCUCCACAGAGUCCGCCUAAAAACUCUUCCUCCCCCUCCAAGGGGAACUGUAGAAUAGCGUAGUGAAAGUGCGGUCUCGGGCCAGUGUUUACGAUGGGAAACGAGCUACCUACGAUAUCAGAGAUUAACGCUUCCAUUUGGCUUAGUUUCUGUUUUCUUUGCACUUCUUGCUGCUGCCAUCUGGUGGAGGGCGCUGUAAUAACACUUACUGAUGAGCCAAACAAUGGACACAGACGAGCAGCACAUUUUUACUCACACUACAAAUCUUGGGAGCCACUUUAACUCCGUUUUUUGGAGAGAAAGUUGGUUAAUUUUUCUUAAUAUUUAAAACUAUUGUCUCAACUAUUUUAGAUUGUUUCCUAGUGAUUGUUAUUAUAAGGAAGUCCUUAUGCUCGGUUAGUACUGACUAUGAUUUACAAAGUGUCUUAUGAAUCUCAUUAAAAGCCCAACCUCUGCAACUUUCAUAUUGAAGUUAAAUUCAAAUAUAAAUAUUCAUAUUGAUUGUCGGGAAUUGCACUGAUUUAAACAAAAAUGUGCAUUAGUUUAUUUACCAUUGGACAUUUUUAGCCCAUCAAUCAAAAAGAUAUUGACCAUAAACAAUAUGAUUGCUCGGUGCUGAUGAGGAAACUAACAUGUUUUUUUCUAUCUUGGUGGUUUGAAUGAACAAAAUUGUUUUAACAGGAAUGUUUGCCUUUUGAAUGUUUAUAAAUGCUAUGUAUUUAUGAAUGUACAACUCUAAAGUCUUCUACUUUUCUGUGGCCAUACAGCAAGCGUUGGAAUGUGUUGAAUAUUUGUGUUUAACAACCUCCUCUGGACAGGGUUGGGUUCUGUUGACAUGUGGUCAAUGUUUUACGUCGCAAGACACGCACAAAUGAUUGACAAGACGUCAUAAAAAGAGCACAUUGCUGUUUUUUUUUUGUUUAAAAUGGGAUCCGAAUGAUUAAAUAAACCACAACAAUAUUGGCA